UACAAACGGUCAACUGAGUCAACUCGUUCAGUGAUAUUUCGUGGGAGGACACGGCAUGUCACCAUCGUGAUAAAUACACCACUUUAAUUUAGUCAAUUGACUAAUUCGAAAAACAAUAAACGUCUUUAUAUGAUCCUUGUUCGGAACUCAGUUUAUUUCAUUGUCAAAACGAAGAUGCAAACACUUUUCAUUCAGCUUUAAUCAGCUACAGUGGCACUGCGACACGCGCGCGCUUCGAGCAUCGUGAAGUUUCGGAAAAGUUACGAAUAGCUCACGAUGCGAUUUCGUCGUCACCCGGAUUUGUGAUUUUGCGAAAUCGCUAAAAAUAAAACUAUCGUCAUCGUAGACUUUCGGAUGAAUUGAUUUACGUUUCAGUAACGGAAGUAGCCAGCGAGGAAAGGGAUUCCCCUUAGUGUGCUUAUUUCUUAUGUAAAACAUAGUAGGUUCGGUUUGUUAUUUUAAGCGCGGGAAAAUUUUCCUUGUUGCUCGGUGACGCAACACUCUUGAGCGGAAAAUGGGGCCCAGUGUGAUAUAUAAGCCGGUGCGCCCCUGGCAAAUUUCAGAUCAAAUUAUUGCCGUCUGACUGAGUGGGAGUCAAGGCGUAAAAAAGACAGAGACACUGAAGUCAGUUGAAAAGCGUGGGAAUAACUGCAAACUAUGCUGUGUUCAAUUAUGAAGAUUUCCCUGGCAGUCACUGUCUUACUCUACGUCUUUCAAAUGAUCCGCUCAGCGCCCUGCGGUGUGAAGUCAGUGACACCGCGAAACAUAGUAGAGAAAGUUUCAAAAGCUGGCUGGUUGUUAGUCAAGCGAAACUCAUAUCAAGAACUCCGAGGGAGUUUGAAUAUUCCUCCUCGCCUGAGGAGGAGUAUAAACCAAACGGGAUCGCGUUACUGCAGGUGGACUACUGAACUUGAUGAGAACGUGAACAGAGAACCAAGGUACUUACCGAAAGCAGUGUGUAAAGGCUGUCAGUGGUACUGCAGACCAGUGGACUAUGACCACCGGGUUCUUGUAAGAGAUUGUCCUGCGUUAGAAACUCGCAGAGAAAGAAUAGACGUGUGGAAAUGGGAGAAAGCAACGCUUCCUGUUGCGUUUGUGUACGACCCUAAUCAUCGUUAAAGAGGAAAAACUGAAAACACGAAACAUCCGAAAGUUCUCUAACAGUACCUGAGCCGUCACGUAAAUGUUUUAAAAACUUCGAACGUUGCGUGACAAAAAUUUAAGAACGCCUUGUACUCAAGAAUAAGAGGAAAAAGUAGAAGAAUUGAGAAGAAGAAGAAGAAGAAGAAGAAGAAGAAGAAGAAGAAGAAGAAGGACAAGAAGAACAAGAAGCACAAGAAGAAAAGAAGAAAAAUAGAAACAAUUAGGUCACCGAAAAUUUAGUACAAUUUUGUUUAGUUAGAUUCUAUAAAUUUUUGCAAGGGAAAGCACUGUCAAAAGGUUAGGUUUUAUUUAUAUAUAAGAAUAUUUGGUAUCAAUUUGAACUGAAAGCAAUUAAUUUAUUGAACAACCAGCAAAUUACCCCACGCCUAAUAUAAUCCACGUGUAACGCCCAGUACCGUGACAAUCUGUACUGCCAAAUGUAAGAAAAUUUUGUGCAAAGCACAAAGGUGUGGUUAACUCCAAGAGUUAUUGAUAAGUUGUCUCCAACUGGAAACAGUGUUAGUUAAAAAUAAGUGCACAGUAAUUCGGUAUUUUAUUUUAUAUUACUUCAUUCCGUGUGAAGCCGUCUUCAUGUUUCCGAUUUAAAAAUUAUUUAUAUAUUUAUAAGUCUCGAUGUGCUGAAAUAUUUAUGAAAUGUUCCGGCUGUAGUGAUAUAAGGAUUACAAACGUUAAGUUUACAACAAAACUUGAAACUAGAUUGUCUCAGAUUUAAACUUUAGAGUAGAAACCACCAUGUCAAUAAAUAUGGUGAUAAUUAGCUGAUUAAAUUCCUGUUUGAAAUAAAUGUUAUUUUAUUACAUAUAUCUUCCUUGUUGCUGGAAAGUAAAAGUCACUUGAUCCGAAAUUAGAGGUUUUGGCGUGAUCGUAAUCAAAUUUUCUUACAAUCGCCUUAUCCCCAUAAAUACACGUUUGUGGUCGGUCGGAAAUAAAACUUCCUCAGAAACUGUUAUGAAAUAUGAGCACUUAAGCGUGCAAAGGCGUGGUGUAAAAGAAGAGUUAUCCUUCCUGUAAACAUAUCACGCGUGCUUUCAAGGAACUCCAAGCUUUCAAUAAUUCCUUUGACGAAGACAUCGUUAACCUAGAUGUCCUCAAAGCGGUGGAUAUGCUGAUUGCGGAGUGAGGAGGUGAGAGUGGAGGUGGUGGU
Orbicella faveolata is the source of this 2308-nucleotide messenger RNA. RefSeq lists its product as uncharacterized. NCBI's taxonomy places the organism in Eukaryota, Metazoa, Cnidaria, Anthozoa, Scleractinia, Merulinidae. The record is from RefSeq and is a predicted model, not a curated record.